GCGCCUUCUCUCUUCACCCUCACCACUCGAAGUCUCUCGAACAGACGAGCGGCGAGCGCUUCUCCUCGCUAGAAGCGACAGCGAAGUGAACAUAACCAAAACGACGGCAAUCGCCGAGUCCAUAUGGCCUCGAUCAGUGCUCCCGCAGUAGCAUGCCGCGUCGCGCCGGCGCGCGCAACAACCUCGGUUCUUCCCGCGCACUCGCGGCGGCCGGGAUGCAGGUCGGUGGUGUGGCGGUGCUGGGCCGCGACGAGGGGGAGACGGAGGCGGUGGGCAGGGCUGCGGGCAAGGUGCCGCAUAAGCUGCGACGUCAGCCAGCCGUCAGCCGUGCAGCCAGAUUCUGAGAGCUCUGGGGAGGGAUUGGUGGCGCAGGACGACGGGCCGCGGCGGCCGCCAUUCGACAUCAACCUCGCCGUCGUGCUCGCCGGGUUCGCGUUUGAAGCCUAUACCAGUCCUCCGGCAGAUGUGGGCUGGCGCGAAACUGAUGCGGCUGACUGUCAGACAGUGUUCCUGUCCGAUGUGUUUCUUCGUGAAGUAUACGAUGGACGGCUUGUCGUCAGGCUGAAGAAAGGCAUAAACCUUCCUGCAAUGGAUCCAUGGGGUACUAGUGAUCCUUAUGUAAUUCUACAACUGAAUGGCCAAACUGCAAAAAGCCAAAUUAAAUGGGCGACAAAGGAGCCAACAUGGAAUGAAGAUUUCACGUUUAACAUUAGAAAAUCUCGUGAAAAUCUUCUGCAGGUUGCAGCUUGGGAUGCAAACCUUGUUACCCCACACAAACGCAUGGGAAAUGCUGGAUUAUACCUUGAAUCAUUUUGUGAUGGUAACAAUCAUGGUGUUACUGUUGAAUUAGAAGGCCUCGGUGGUGGUGGAACUAUAGAGAUAGAGGUCAAAUAUAAGAGUUAUGACGAUAUCGAGCGUGAAAAACAAUGGUGGAGAAUACCUUUCGUGUCUGACUUUCUUGUGAAGAGCAGCCUGGGAUCUGCUCUUAGGAUGGUUCUUGGAUCUGAAAGUAUAAAUGCUAGUCAGUUUGUGAAGUCUGCAUUUGGGCAACUGAGUUCUUUCACAUACACCUAUCUUCCAAAGCCAUCAUCAUUGGAAAGUGGAGUUGAUGUUUCUAAAAGUGAUGAAGAAUCCUCAGAUGGCCCAACUAAUUCAAAUGAGCUUCAACAACAGAAUAUUGAUUCUGAAAUCAUUUCAGAUUCUCAUUCUCAUAGUGAAGUUCAAUCUCCUACUGCUGUUGUUAAUAGUGAAGGAAAUUCAUCGUCUGAUAUGAAGAAAUCAGAUGAAUAUUUUUGGAGAGCUCUGAACAAUGUACUAAACCAAAAUGUACUACAGAACUUUGGAUUUUCUCUCCCGGAGGUCAAGCAAUUGGGUGGUUUUGACCUAUUAAGUUCACUUGGUCUGAAAUCACGCAAUAUUGCUGAACAGGAAUAUCUAGAAUCUGGACUUGCAAUGGCAGAUACUUCAACAAAUGGUGGCAGUGAAACAACUUCUGAAAAUACAGUUGGUGUUGAGAAUGAAAAUAGAACAUUGACAACCAAAGAGGAGGUGCAAUCUUCCUUUCCAGAUAUAAAUAAAGUAUCUCGGGAUGUAUUGUCUCAAACAGAAAAUAUACUCGGAGCUCUGAUGAUACUUUCCAAAAAUCUCUCACCACAUGAUCAGUCAGUACCGACAACUGGAACAAAUGGGAAAUAUGACAUGAUUAGAGAAGAGCAAGGUGCUUCAGCUGCAGAUUCUGUUCAAAAGGCUGAUACUGUUUCAUCUGCGUUACUGUCCAUUGAUGCACAGGAAGCAGAGGAUAUGCGGCGCUUGUUUGCAAGUGCAGAGACUGCCAUGGAGGCAUGGGCUAUGCUUGCCACUUCACUGGGACGUAACAGUUUCAUCAAGUCGGACUUUGAAAAGAUAUGUUUUCUUGACAAUAUUUCAACAGACACACAAGUUGCCAUAUGGUGCGAUUCUUCUCGAAGAAGGUUGGUUGUUGCCUUUCGUGGAACCGAACAAUCAAGGUGGAAGGAUUUGCGAACCGACUUAAUGCUUGUACCUGCUGGACUAAACCCUGAGAGGCUAGGUGGUGACUUCAAACAAGAAGUUCAAGUUCACAGUGGAUUCUUAGGUGCAUAUGACUCUGUUAGGAACAGGAUCAUGACUCUCAUCAAAUAUGCCAUUGGAUACGAUGAUGAAGAAGAUGCAGAAAACAUACCUAGGUGGCAUGUUUAUGUGACUGGACACAGUUUAGGUGGAGCACUAGCGACUCUUCUUGCUCUUGAACUUUCAUCAAGUCAAAUGGCCAAAAAUGGUGCCAUAUUUGUGACAAUGUACAAUUUUGGCUCUCCUAGAGUGGGAAAUAGAAGAUUCGCCGAAGUCUACAAUGCGAAAGUAAAGGACAGUUGGAGAAUUGUCAACCACCGGGAUAUCAUUCCAACAGUGCCACGUCUUAUGGGCUAUUGCCAUGUGGAAGCACCAGUUUAUCUUAAAUUUGGGGACGCAAAAGAUGCACCGGUAAAUAACAGCAUUCUAGAUGAUGAAGACCAAGGUGACGUGAUAGGGGAGUACACACCUGAUGUUCUUGUUACUGAAUUUAUGAAAGGCGAGAAGCAACUUGUGGAAAAACUACUGCAAACAGAAAUAAAUUUACUCCGCUCAAUCAGGGAUGGUUCGGCUCUUAUGCAGCACAUGGAAGACUUCUACUAUGUCACCCUUCUUGAGAAUGUGAGAUCAAGUUAUCAAGUGGCAGAUACUGCCAAUGAUGAAUACCAAUUGACAGCGUGAUCCUAGUAAAACUGCACAGCUGAACAUCAUGGACUGUGUUUCCCUGCAAAAACUUCAUUUCUGAAGGACACUGAAUGGGGCUAUGAAAGUGUGCAAUCCUUACUCUUAGUGGAAACAUGAACAGGCAGAACAGCCUUGGACCUCAGUCAGGAUAGAGGAAAUGAAACUGGUUUCACUGGCGGAUAUACUUGUAGCACCGUGUCAAUUGGUAGAUAUGUUGUUUGAGCUAUUUUCCGUUGAUGUAGCUAGCACACUUUGGAAUAUAUUGUAUGAUGUUUGAAAUUCUAGAAAAGUUCAUAGACACCUGGGAGAAUAACUCAAGAAAUAUCCAAGUCCGUUUUGGCCAAUAUUUUUUUUCAUGGAGAAACUUGCACACCGUGGUAGGCUACCGGCUACCCAAGGGCUGAUAGGGUGUGUUAAUCGAGUGUACGACCUAGAUAAAAAUGUUCAAUGUGAUGGAACUAUAUAUCUUGCAUGGAAUAAAGUAGCAUCAUGUAA
This is a messenger RNA of Zea mays, 3267 nucleotides long. RefSeq lists its product as uncharacterized. Lineage: Eukaryota; Viridiplantae; Streptophyta; Magnoliopsida; Poales; Poaceae. The record is from RefSeq and is a predicted model, not a curated record. Gene Ontology annotation, biological process: lipid metabolic process. Bases 124 to 2769 code for a protein of 881 amino acids. The transcript has 18 exons.